This is a messenger RNA of Pelobates fuscus (common spadefoot toad), 3327 nucleotides long. RefSeq names its product solute carrier family 6 member 6 (gene SLC6A6). Bases 301 to 2151 code for a protein of 616 amino acids. The record is from RefSeq and is a predicted model, not a curated record. Gene Ontology annotation, molecular function: taurine:sodium symporter activity; gamma-aminobutyric acid:sodium:chloride symporter activity. Gene Ontology annotation, cellular component: plasma membrane. NCBI's taxonomy places the organism in Eukaryota, Metazoa, Chordata, Amphibia, Anura, Pelobatidae. The transcript has 14 exons. Gene Ontology annotation, biological process: neurotransmitter transport; sodium ion transmembrane transport; taurine transmembrane transport.
CAUGCUUGCUCCUUGUGUGUGUGUGAGGAUGGAGCCUGUGAUUUUCCAUUGAGAAGCUGCUGACUUGCGCUGAGCCCAUUAUACAGACACUGGGAGGCUGCUGCCCUGCGCUGAGCUCAUUAUACAGACACUGGGAGCCUGCAUGCGCUCAGUCUGAGCUGGAAGCUCAUGUACACAGGGAGCAUAGAGAGCCUGGCAUCAAGGAGCCAUCAGUGACCAGAUCCUGGCAACAUCAAUACCCAGUAUCCAGGGAGCUGAGCUAGACAGACUGGGGUACACAGACCAGCACUAGUUCUAAAGAUGUCCAACAAAGAAAAACUGCAGUGUUUGAAGGAUUUCCACAAGGACAUAUUGAAACCUUCCCCAGGAAAGAGCCCUGGGACUAGGCCUGAAGAUGAAGCUGAUGGCAAGCCCCCUCAAAGGGAAAAAUGGGCCAGUAAAAUCGACUUUUUAUUAUCUGUGGCUGGAGGCUUUAUUGGCCUUGGGAACGUUUGGAGAUUCCCGUACCUCUGCUAUAAGAACGGCGGAGGUGCUUUCCUUAUUCCAUACUUUAUCUUCCUAUUCGGAGGAGGCUUGCCAGUGUUCUUUUUAGAAGUUGCUUUGGGACAAUUUACCUCUGAAGGGGGAAUCACCUGCUGGGAGAAGAUAUGUCCCAUCUUUACAGGGAUUGGCUAUGCUUCUAUUGUCAUUGUGUCCCUCCUGAAUGUUUACUACAUCGUUAUUCUGGCAUGGGGAGUGUACUACCUGCUCCAGUCAUUCCAGAGCCAGCUGCCAUGGGCAGUAUGCCACCAGAUCUGGAACACAGAGAAUUGCGUGGAGGACACAUUCAGGAAAAACAGGACCAUGUGGCUGGCCCUCAACAACACCAACUUCACCUCCCCCGUGACAGAAUUCUGGGAGCACAAAGUUCUUAGCUUAUCAAAGGGAAUUGACGAUAUUGGGGUCGUGAAAUGGGACUUGGCUCUGUGUCUCCUCUUCACAUGGGUCAUCUGCUUCUUCUGCAUCUGGAAAGGCGUCCGGUCCACAGGGAAGGUGGUAUAUUUCACAGCCACCUUUCCCUUUAUCAUGCUGUUUGUGCUAUUGAUCCGGGGGGUCACACUACCAGGAGCUGCAGAGGGGAUAAAAUUCUACUUGUACCCAAACAUAACCCGUCUGGAGGACCCACAGGUCUGGAUUGAUGCCGGCACCCAGAUUUUCUUCUCCUACGCCAUCUGUCUGGGAGCCAUGACAUCCUUGGGCAGCUAUAACAAGUACAAGUACAACUGCUAUAGGGACUGUAUGCUGCUUGGAUGCCUCAACAGUGGUACCAGUUUUGUGUCUGGCUUCGCAAUUUUUUCCAUCCUGGGCUUCAUGGCACAAGAGCAAGGGGUGGACAUUGCAGAUGUGGCAGAGUCAGGUCCUGGCCUGGCUUUUAUCGCAUACCCAAAAGCUGUGUCCAUGAUGCCCCUACCCUCCUUCUGGGCAAUUCUUUUCUUUAUUAUGCUGCUGUUGCUUGGACUGGAUAGCCAGUUUGUUGAGGUUGAAGGGCAGAUCACGUCAUUAGUUGAUCUGUAUCCGUCCUUCCUACGGAAGGGUUAUCGCAGAGAGAUUUUUAUUGCUAUAGUGUGCUUCCUGAGCUACCUUCUGGGGCUAACAAUGGUCACUGAAGGAGGCAUGUACGUGUUUCAACUCUUUGACUACUAUGCAGCUAGUGGGGUUUGCCUCCUGUGGGUCGCAUUUUUUGAAUGUAUUGCUAUAGGCUGGAUCUAUGGAGCUGAUAAAUUUUAUGAAAACAUUGAGGAUAUGAUUGGGUACAAACCGGGGCCGUGGAUGAAGUGGAGCUGGUGUCUGAUCACGCCAUUGCUCUGUGUGGGCUGCUUCAUAUUCUCACUGGCCAAAUACACGCCCCUCACCUACAACAAGUAUUACACAUAUCCGGACUGGGCAAUUGGGCUAGGCUGGUUCCUGGCGCUGUCUUCAAUGGUCUGCAUACCGCUGGUCGUGGUGUUGCGUAUUGUGAGUUCGGAGGGUUCUCUCAUUGAGAGAAUUAAAUCAGUCACUGCUCCCAGAGAGAUAAAUCGCUGGGCUGAGAAUACUGAAGGUGCCACUCCGUUCUGCGCAAAUGGCGGCCAUCAGAAGCCAACCCAUGUUAUUGUGGAGACCAUGAUGUGACCAUGCACAGUGCCUCCUCACUGAGGAGUCAGCCCUACAUGUUUACUAACCCUCUCCUUAGAUCCAAGUUUAUGGAGACCUCGAUUUGCACUAGAAUUUAAUUCUUCAGCUCUUGUAGAGACCAUUGUAUAAAAUGUGUGCGCGACUGCGUAUUUUAUAAUAUUUUGCUAUAUAUCGUAGAGAGAGUUUUUGAUCUCUCUGUGCAGAGACAGAUUCUCAUAUCACAGAAUUUAAAAUGCUAAAUGGUAUACAUCACAAGUUUAAUUCUCAACUUUCACAUCUCCUGCCAUAACCUCUUGCAGGCCCUGGUGUAUAUGGUAUUUGAAGCUGGCACCUGGUCUUUCCUAUAGGACUGCAAUAACAAUUUGUCAGUGUCCUGUACAAUAUUGAUACAAUCUUUAUCAGCUCAAGAUAUUCAUCAAUGCAAAAUGAAGUUAGUCACUAAACUUUGUUGAUCCCUAUUGGACAUUGACCAUUGGUCAAGUAUAAACACGCACUGUUCUAAAAGUGGGUCAAUCACCAUGGAAACCAACUGAAUGUCCUCCUGAUUGCUCCUGUUUUAGAAACUUUGAUCCCAUGCAUGCCAAUGUCACAGGACUAGUCCAAUCUAUUUUUAAAAUAUAUUUUAGACUUGCUAAAACAUUCAGGACUCAUUUAAUACACAUUAUACUCAUAAUAAACACAAAAUUAUUUAGCAUCACAAAUCAACAUUAUCUAAUUCCUUGCCUACAUGUCAAUCUAUUACACACCUGGAGGAUUAUGUACAAGGUGUGUUCUGAUAAAUGGUCCUAAAGUACUAAAAGCUUGGUAGACACUAUGGAAACCAGUGCAACCAUCAGGUACAUUGUGACUCCACCACCCCUUUUUAGAACAGACACUUUUUAUACACAGACCCCAUUAUGUUUUGGGCACUGUGCUUUUUAUAGAAUAUUUGUUAAUCGUCAGCACCAGCUUCCGACUUACUUGCUUGUAAUCACAUGAACAAUAUAAAAACCAUUUGUGAAAUGGAGUUGCUGGGAGCAGCCAUUUUGUUGUUUCUUUCAGACCGCUACAGAGGCAGCUUGAUUUGAUAAGAAUCACUAGACAUUUUAUUAGAGAUAUAAUAAGCAUUAUGUGGAAUCUAGACCACAUUCAUAAUUUCUUGCUUUAUACGUCACAAAGUCUGUACUGGUACAU